Daldinia vernicosa is the source of this 865-nucleotide messenger RNA. RefSeq names its product putative U-snRNP-associated cyclophilin. Gene Ontology annotation, molecular function: peptidyl-prolyl cis-trans isomerase activity. Lineage: Eukaryota; Fungi; Ascomycota; Sordariomycetes; Xylariales; Hypoxylaceae. Gene Ontology annotation, biological process: protein folding; protein peptidyl-prolyl isomerization. The transcript is spliced from 6 exons. Gene Ontology annotation, cellular component: intracellular membrane-bounded organelle. The record is from RefSeq and is a predicted model, not a curated record. Bases 220 to 768 code for a protein of 182 amino acids.
GGGAAGUGCUAUCCCUUCCAUAUCUCUUCCGAGUUUCACCACCGGCUACCGUGUACCCGAACCCGAUCAUUUUCUCAUCUACACCCACCUACAUACAAUUAGGUACACUACCUAAUCUAAGCUUACUGAGAUACUACCUAAGUAAACUACCCGCUUUUGGUAUUCUCGUCAUCGCCUACCUAUCACCUCAUUCACGCCUCUCCCUGCGUUGUUAGGUCAAUGGCGCCAACACAACUUCCGGCUUCCGGAAACCCUCUGGUUUUCUUUGAUGUUACGCUCGGAGGUGAACCCCUCGGGCGGAUCACCUUUGAGCUCUUCAAGGAUACUGUCCCUCGUACCGCGGAAAACUUUCGCCAGUUCUGCACCGGCGAGUCCAAGAAUAGUCGGGGCCAGAGUCAGGGUUACAAGGGAAGCAAGUUCCACAGAAUCAUUAGCAACUUUAUGAUUCAAGGCGGAGACUUUCUCAACGGCGAUGGCACUGGCAGUACAUGUAUCUACGGCACCAAGCAGUUUCAAGAUGAAAAUUUCGACUUGAAACAUACCCAGAAGGGACUUCUCUCCAUGGCUAACUCGGGCCCGCACACCAAUGGGUCCCAGUUCUUCAUUACUACUGUGCCUACUCCUCACCUUGACGGGAAACAUGUUGUCUUUGGAAAAGUCGUCGACGGCCUCGACGUAGUCGAAAAGAUAGAAAGAACGAAGACUGGCAGGCGUGGACGGGAUAUACCAGACAUGGACGUGGUCAUUGCCCAGUGCGGUGAAAUGUAACAGUCGCUAUCUAGGAUAAUAAGAGCCCCUGUGUUUCCAUAACACCUUAAAUAUUUAAUAGUCACAGCAAAUAAGUAUUCUCUAGUGCAUACCUAAA